AGUUGGACCACUGAACGGGCUUCCAGUGACCCUCCAGUGACCCGCUGCUGAGGGGGUAAGUCCGGAUCCAGUGUCCGGAUCAUGGCAUGUGGCCCACAUUGGACAUCCAGCACUGACCAUGGGGCUCAGGUCCAGGACUGUCGCUAGCUGCGGCGAGGAACAGAAGGGCAAAAAACAACCUCCUCCUACUCCUCACAGGGAUUUAGACCAAGGAACUGGGGGUGUGGAUAAGGAUGGGGCUCUGCUUCUGGUGGGUCCGGGCCGGGAAGACUUCAAAAGGGGGUCUCAGGGGAUUGGAAUCGGGUUGCUGGCUAAGACCCCCCUGAGCUACACCCGGCCGACCAAGAGCAAUAACAUCCGCAAGAGGAAGAUCCAGAACCUGAUCUAUGAUGCACUGGAGAGGCCCAGGGGGUGGGCGCUGCUGUACCAUGCCUUUGUGUUUUUGAUCGUCCUCGGCUGUUUAAUUCUGGCCAUUCUGACGACAUUCAGGGAACACGAGAAGCAGUCUGCACACUGGCUCCUCAUACUGGAAACUUUUGCCAUCUUCAUCUUUGGAGCAGAGUUUGCACUGAGGGUCUGGGCGGCAGGAUGCUGCUGUCGCUACAAAGGAUGGAGGGGGAGGCUGAAGUUCGCUCACAAACCUUUGUGCAUUUUAGAUAUCUUUGUGCUGAUCGCCUCAGUGCCAGUGGUGGCGGUGCGCAACCAAGGCAACGUGUUGGCCACGUCCCUGCGCAGCCUUCGCUUCCUACAGAUCCUGCGGAUGCUACGUAUGGACCGACGCGGAGGAACCUGGAAGCUGCUGGGCUCCGCCAUCUAUGCGCACAGCAAGGAGCUGAUCACGGCCUGGUACAUCGGUUUCCUGUCCCUCAUUCUGGCCUCCUUCCUGGUCUACCUGGUUGAGAAGGACGAUGUCUCAGUGGAGUCACCGGAACAUGAGGAUCCGACUGCUCAGCCCAAAGUUCAGGACUUUGACACGUAUGCUGACGCGCUGUGGUGGGGGCUGAUCACGCUGACCACCAUUGGUUAUGGAGACAAAACUCCAAAGACCUGGGCUGGGAGACUGUUAGCUGGAACCUUUACUCUGAUCGGAGUGUCUUUCUUCGCUUUGCCUGCAGGGAUUCUUGGUUCAGGUUUGGCUCUGAAGGUCCAGGAGCAGCACAGACAGAAACACUUUGAGAAGCGCAGACAUCCAGCUGCGGGGCUCAUCCAGUCUGCCUGGCGAUAUUAUUCCACUAAUCCAAUCAGGGACGACCUUAUUGCCACAUGGAGAUUCUAUGAAACAGUCAUUUCUCUGCCAUGUUUCAGGAAGGAUCAUCUGGAGGUCAUGGUGAGCCAAAAAUUGAGUUUAUUGGAGCGUGUUCGUCAUCCAAACACACGGACAUCACUGGGGACGGGAAAGAAGCUCAUGGGCCCCGCUGAGUCAGUGGAUGAAAGUCCUUCCAAGGAGCCCAAACCUGCUGGCUUCAGUAACCGGGAACGCUUCCGUACUGCCUUCCGCAUGAAGGCCUACAGCCUCCGCCAGAGCUCUGAAGAUACCGGAGCCUUGGCAGAUCCAGCCUUAGAGGACAGGGGCUUUCCCCCAGACCUCCUCCUGGAGGAGAUGAUCCCCACACUGAAACUGGUCAUCAGGGCUGUCAGGAUUUUACAGUUUCUCCUGAACAAGAAGCAGUUUAAGGAAACUCUGAGGCCUUACGAUGUCAAGGAUGUGAUCGAGCAAUAUUCUGCUGGACACCUGGACAUGCUGUGCAGAAUUAAAUACCUCCAGACAAGGAUUGACAUGAUUCUUGCACCUGGACCCCCCCUCACCCCAAAACACAAGAAAACUCCGAAACCGCCCUUUGCCUAUCCACCCAGUCAGUCGCCCAGGCAUGAGGCUGACCUGGCCAAACCUGCUUCCAUGCCAGAUGCUGAAGACCAAAGCAUGAUGGGUAGAUUUGUCCGGGUGGAGAGACAGGUGGAUGACAUGGAGAAGAAGUUGGACUUCCUGGUGGACAUGCACAUCCAACACACGGAACACCUGCAAGUGGAUUCUUCUGGCACCGCCCGCAUGACCAUGGAACCCUGUGACCCUGCAGGUGGUACCGCGAUCCGACACCUUUUCUUCAACUACACUGAGGAAUUUCCGCACAUGUCGCUGCCUGCCGGCUACGGCGGCACUAACAGAGGUGGACGAGGAGAAGGACGAGAGGCGGGACUGCCGGGCUCCGUAGCCGCCGUCCUUCAACCACCACUGCUGUAUCGUCAGCAAUGCCAACUUCCAGCUGCUGUCCCCACCUACACCGAGCGUCCAACAGUCUUGCCCAUCAGUUCCCUUCAGGACUUGCAGGUAUUGGGUUGUGGGGAGAGCCUGUCUUUAGGGCCUGGCAGGACCAGAGGGGGGCGUGGGGCUGACUCACCACUUUCCAUGUUGUCAGUGAACCAUGAAGAGCUGGAGCGCUCGCCCAGCGGCUUUAGCAUCUCUGCUGAAAGGGAAGGGGAGGGGUUUUCCACAGGGGCCAAAGUGGCGAUUGGAGACCCCGGCUGGAUGAGACCCAGACCGAGCUACCUGGCAGAGGGUGAAACAGACACGGACACAGACCCCUUCACGCCGAGCGGGGGAGCCUUGCCGCUGUCCUCCACGGGGGAAGGGUUUGGUGAUGCAGUGUGGAACACUCCACCCUGAGAGAAGGCGGGUUCACUUGUAUUUGGGCUGAAAUCCAUGCUUAAUUUGAGACCUUAAAUCCAACCCAUGCCUCUAAACCCAGGUUGGGUCAAAGCCACAGCAGUGGACCGUGUGAAGGACAGGUCGGUGUACACAGCUGUGACGUCAUAGACUUCACAGGUUGCUGCCAAACUGGCCAGCCAAUAGGCAUCCCGACAGAGAGCGAUGACAUCAAGACUGCGUGGAAAAAAAUCAUAGUUUGUAAAGUGAACUUUGUACAGCGCACUCUUUGCAAAAAUGUAUGUCAAAGAAAGCAAACACUAGUCUUCAUACUAUAUUCACCUGAAAGCUUUAUCGCUGCAAAGCCAACCGCACUGCAUGAGACGCAUGUGAUUCUUAGUGUAGAUGCCGCAAAGGUCGGGUUAUCAGGAAAUACCCAUGAAUGGAAAUAUAUAAAUGCUAUGCCAUUUUCUAAUCCUUAUUUAUUUAAUUUUUUAUAU
Thalassophryne amazonica is the source of this 3141-nucleotide messenger RNA. RefSeq names its product potassium voltage-gated channel, KQT-like subfamily, member 3 (gene kcnq3). Gene Ontology annotation, cellular component: membrane. The record is from RefSeq and is a predicted model, not a curated record. Gene Ontology annotation, biological process: transmembrane transport; potassium ion transport. Gene Ontology annotation, molecular function: voltage-gated potassium channel activity. Lineage: Eukaryota; Metazoa; Chordata; Actinopteri; Batrachoidiformes; Batrachoididae.